This is a messenger RNA of Rhipicephalus sanguineus (brown dog tick), 1375 nucleotides long. RefSeq lists its product as uncharacterized. NCBI's taxonomy places the organism in Eukaryota, Metazoa, Arthropoda, Arachnida, Ixodida, Ixodidae. The transcript is spliced from 4 exons. The record is from RefSeq and is a predicted model, not a curated record. The coding region runs from base 1 to 1290 and encodes 429 amino acids.
AUGACCUUGGUGAAAGGGGUCGAUAAUAUGCGCAGCGUGUCCCCCAGAGUAUGGCUCCACUUGUCAUCAUGGUUGGUUGGCCUUGUGGGUAUUUUUCGGUGUGGGACUCUGCUCUUCCUUCCCUGGGAUGACUACUCAGCCAGCAACCAUGAAGCGGCCCAAACGGUGAACGACCAUCUGCCAGAGCAGCCUUUGAACCGGAAUGUGAAGCAUACUGUAGGGGGUGGAACCCCCGAAAAGCCCCAUGCUGAAGAGUCACGACUUCUGCCACGGCCUUACUGGGCCCCGAUCAGUGGCGCUCCAUUGACCUUUGACACAACUGCAGACCUGGAGGCUUUCUUGGCUCAACUGGGACAGCUUCUGUGCAAGGAACUGCGACACAGGCACUACAACACCCUGGGCAACCUGUUGCGCUUUUACAAGGACUACCGUGAAGGCAGCACCACCAGCCUGGCAACUUUCCUCCGAAACUACCCUGCUGAAGUGUUCGAGGAAGGCUUGUCAUGUGUCGGCUUGAGCCUGCACCUCUGUCAUGCCAUGGAGCAGCAGUUUCCCUAUGCACAGCCUUUCUUGGUCUCUUGCGAAGAGUGGAUCCCUGAUGUGGCAUCUUACUGCAGCCACGACCCGCCAGACGAUGCGUCCAGUGUCAAGGAGCAUGUGCUGGUGGCUCUGAGAGUGCUGGCGGGCACUCGCCGGGGUCUGGUCCUGCUGGAUCCGGGAUACCACGUGGGCUUUCCAGUCGUGGUCAUGGAUGAUGGCUGCGCUCCACACACUGGCCACUUUGUCCAGUCUCACACGGCCAAGUCCACCAAGGAGUACUGCUACGAGGCUUUGGGCGAAGGCUACGUGCUCUGGCGGGUGACUGAAACCCGCAUGGGGAGCAGCAAGACGUGGGACAACGUUCUGUACGUAGGCGGUGCCUUUCAGAGCGCACUCAGUUACUCGGAGAAACGAAAUCUUCUCUACGACUUUAGGACUCUGGUGGCACGCAGCAACGGUCAUGGCCCUACGGCAGGCGUCUACUGUAAACUGGAUGAGCUCAACCGCAAUCCUGUCUUCACGCUCUUCUAUAACAAGGACGGCCGGAGAACAGAGGCAAAACUGCCAUUCGGGUCAUUUGGCUCUGCCACACCACCAGCAGUCACAGAAUGUGCCCAACAGAUAGACAUGGCUCCCGACAAGCUACUGUCCCUCCUCACUGGAAUGGCUGACCUGUACGAAGAUGUGGACUUUGUCAACCAACUGCUCGACCUUAACCGCAGAGUGGACCCUUUUGAAGAGCUGAAAUAAAUUGCUGGCACAGUACUUCGUUGAAGAAUUCAGGUUCAUGUUACAACUGCUGCAGUAAAGAAUAAAUUGGGCUUGCAAAAGAGUU